AUGUUCGUUCUGGCCAUAUCAGCCGCCGGGAUUGAGCUCAAUGACCAAAAAAGGGCCUUACUGGAUUUAAUGCCGAGUUCAUCCAACAAGUCAUCGGCGAGGAAAAAGACUCUUUAUACACUCCUCCUACAGUUCCGCUCGAUGCAAGCAACGGACCCACGCGAUAUGGUUUACGCCUUGCUUGGCAUAGCAUCCGACACACAACACGGUACUGCGGCAACGCUGCUUUCAGCAGACUACUUGAAGAGUGAGGAGCAACUCAUACGUGAUUUGGGAGCCUACAUUCUUGUAGGCGAUACUGAAUCAUGGCUAUCGCCGUGCUCUGACAUGCUCGUAUUCCUCAAUGCAUUAUCAGCCUUGGCAGCUGACAGAUUGGUCGAUCUCGUGGUUGCCGGGCAUGUCGGAGACGCUAAAUUGAUUUGCCAUAGACUUGGGUUAUCGAAACCCGAGGUGACUCCUAGCGCUGUGUUGCACCUCAAACGCAGAUGUGAGAUUUCGGGGUUAAAUUCGGCUUUUCGAAAACUCCUUGCUUCAAGAGCUCCAAAACUCGCUUUCAGCAUGGAUAGUCUUGUUGCUAUUCUUACUUCGUGCGACCUUCCCACCGCAGUUUUCCUUAUGAAAAUGCCUGAGAAUGGCCUGUGGAUCACCAAAAAGUUGGUCAGAGCGAUACGUGAAAGAAAGAAUGUUCGGGCGUUGCGUUCGCUGGCAGCGAGAGCACCGGUGCGGCAAGUAUUCUUCGAAGAACUGACGCAUUGGGGUAUCCCAAUCACGCAGGAAGCUUUCAUCGCGAUUUUGUGUUGGUUAGGACCAAAACGAACCGUGGAGAUUGCGAACGGCCAAUGCAACGCAUUCAAGGUCGAUCAAAAGCUAGUGGAGGAGACUAGAUUGCGUUUUCCUUUCGAGGCAGUCAGGGACUGGUUUGAAGUUAUGCUAGCGAGUGAUAAGAUCGAAUUGCGUUUUGACACUGAACAAUUCUGUCGUCAAUUCGGCUCUGGCGCGUACGUAGCUUACCCUGCUACGAAUGCCUAG
Molecule: messenger RNA, 1029 nt
Organism: Colletotrichum paranaense
Lineage: Eukaryota; Fungi; Ascomycota; Sordariomycetes; Glomerellales; Glomerellaceae
Product: HET domain-containing protein
Exons: 1
Coding region: 1-1029 (342 amino acids)
Source: RefSeq, a predicted model, not a curated record